AUGCUUGAAGCUACCCGUGCACACAACGUCAGUUUGAACGCUGAGAAGCUGCAGUUCAAACAGUCUAAACUUGAUUUCUUUGGUCAUACCUUAACAGACCAGGGAAUCCAACAAGCAGAAGAUAAACUGGAAGCAAUCCGUAAUAUGAAGCCCCCGUCAAACGUCAAAGAGCUUCAAACUAUCCUUGGAAUGGUUACGUACCUUAACCGUUAA
Paramuricea clavata is the source of this 213-nucleotide messenger RNA. Lineage: Eukaryota; Metazoa; Cnidaria; Anthozoa; Malacalcyonacea; Plexauridae. The record is from the annotation of a GenBank genome assembly.